This is a messenger RNA of Aethalodelphis obliquidens (Pacific white-sided dolphin), 4563 nucleotides long. It is a transcript of the gene VAV2, whose product is annotated as vav guanine nucleotide exchange factor 2. The record is from RefSeq and is a predicted model, not a curated record. Lineage: Eukaryota; Metazoa; Chordata; Mammalia; Artiodactyla; Delphinidae. Gene Ontology annotation, molecular function: guanyl-nucleotide exchange factor activity; protein binding. The transcript has 25 exons. Gene Ontology annotation, cellular component: cytoplasm. The coding region runs from base 33 to 2729 and encodes 898 amino acids. Gene Ontology annotation, biological process: regulation of GTPase activity; cell migration; intracellular signal transduction.
CGAGCGGCGGGCGGGUGGGCGCCGCGGGCGCCAUGGAGCAGUGGCGGCAGUGCGGCCGCUGGCUCAUCGACUGCAAGGUCCUGCCGCCCAACCACCGGGUCGUGUGGCCCUCGGCCGUGGUCUUCGACCUGGCCCAGGCGCUGCGCGACGGCGUCCUCCUGUGCCAGCUGCUGCACAACCUCUCCCCCGGCUCCAUCGACCUCAAGGACGUCAACUUCCGGCCGCAGAUGUCCCAGUUCCUGUGUUUGAAGAACAUUCGCACCUUCCUUAAAGUCUGCCACGACAAAUUUGGACUCAGGAACAGCGAGCUGUUUGACCCCUUCGACCUCUUUGAUGUCCGAGACUUUGGGAAGGUCAUCUCGGCCGUGUCGAGGCUCUCCCUGCACAACUUGGCUCAGACCAAAGGGAUCAGGCCCUUCCCCUCGGAGGAGACCGCGGAGAAUGACGAUGACGUCUACCGCAGCCUGGAGGAACUGGCAGAUGAGCAUGACGUGGGGGAGGACAUCUACGACUGCGUCCCGUGCGAGGAUGAAGGGGACGACAUUUAUGAGGACAUCAUCAAGGUGGAAGUGCAGCAGCCCAUGAAAAUGGGCAUGACGGAGGACGACAAGAGAAGCUGCUGCCUGCUGGAGAUCCAGGAGACGGAAGCCAAGUACUACCGGACCCUGGAGGACAUCGAGAAGAACUACGUGACCCCUCUGAGGCUCGUGCUGAGCCCGGCGGACAUGGCGGCCAUCUUCAUCAACCUGGAGGACCUAAUUAAGGUGCAUCACAGCUUCCUGAGGGCCAUCGACGUGUCCAUGAUGGCGGGGGGCAGCUCGCUGGCCAAGGUCUUCCUGGACUUCAAGGAAAGGCUCCUGAUCUACGGGGAGUACUGCAGCCGCAUGGAGCACGCGCAGAGCACGCUGAGCCAGCUCCUGGCCGGCAGGGAGGACUUCAGACAGAAAGUCGAGGAAUGCACCCUGAAGGUCCAGGACGGGAAGUUCAAGCUGCAGGACCUGCUGGUGGUCCCCAUGCAGAGGGUGCUCAAAUACCACCUGCUCCUCAAGGAACUCCUGAGCCAUUCCACCGACCGGCCCGAGAGGCAGCAGCUCAAAGAAGCGCUGGAGGCCAUGCAGGACCUGGCGAUGUACAUCAACGAAGUCAAACGGGACAAAGAGACCCUGAAGAAAAUCGGCGAGUUUCAGAGUUCCAUAGAGAACCUGCAAGUGAAACUGGAGGAAUUUGGGAGACCAAAGAUCGACGGGGAGCUGAAGGUCCGGUCCAUAGUGAACCACACCAAGCAAGACAGGUACCUGUUCCUGUUUGACAAGGCGGUCAUUGUGUGCAAGAGGAGGGGCGACAGCUACGAGCUGAAGGAGAUCAUCGAGCUGCUUUUCCACAAGAUGACCGACGACCCCAUGAACAACAAGGACGUCAAGAAGUGGUCCUACGGUUUCUAUCUAAUUCACCUUCAAGGCAAGCAAGGCUUCCAGUUUUUCUGCAAGACGGAAGACAUGAAGAGGAAGUGGACGGAACAGUUUGAGAUGGCCAUAGCCCGGCUGGUUUGGCGGCUUCCGUUUCGGGGGGGCUCAGGGAACCUGGAGCCCGCUUUCCCUCCCAUCAGGUCAAACAUCAAGCCCGACAAAGCCACCGCCAACCAGCACAGCUUCCAGAUGUACACGUUUGACAAGACCACCAACUGCAGAGCGUGCAGGAUGUUCCUCAGAGGCACCUUCUACCAGGGUUACCUGUGCACCAAGUGUGGCGUCGGGGCACACAAGGAGUGCCUGGAGGUGACCCCUCCCUGCAAGAUCAGUUCUCCUGCAGACCUGGACACCUCUGGAGCGGGGCCAGGUCCCAAGAUGGUGGCCGUGCAGAAUUACCAUGGCAACCCUGCUCCCCCCGGGAAGCCGGUGCUGACCUUCCAGACGGGUGAUGUGAUUGAGCUACUGAGAGGCGACCCUGAGUCUCAGUGGUGGGAGGGUCGGUUGGUGCAAACCAGGAAGUCAGGUUACUUCCCUAGCUCGUCUGUGAAGCCCUGUCCAGUGGAUGGAAGGCCGCCCAUCAGCCGGCCGCCGUCCCGGGAUAUGGACUACACCGCAUACCCCUGGUUUGCCGGCAACAUGGAACGGCAGCAGACCGACAACCUGCUCAAAUCCCACGCCAGCGGGACCUACCUAAUCAGGGAGCGGCCGGCCGAGGCCGAGCGCUUUGCCAUAAGCAUCAACAGUGUUUACGCCCCGCGUCAUCGGCACGGCCGUGGCCAGGUACAACUUCGCUGCCCGGGACCUGCGGGAGCUCUCGCUGCGAGAAGGCGAUGUGGUGAAGAUCUACAGCCGCAUCGGUGGGGACCAGGGCUGGUGGAAGGGCGAGACCAACGGCCGGAUUGGCUGGUUUCCUUCAACGUACGUAGAAGAAGAGGGCAUCCAGUGACAGCAAGAACGCGGACAGGACUCGCCGAUUUUCUUGGAAGAGUCGCUCCGGUGCUGAAGCCUGUCUCCAGCUCUGAGACUCAGAGGGGAAAUGCCCGCCAACCUUCCAGUCUCCAACAGCCCGUGGGGAUGGGGAGGGUGUUCAGAACCCUACGUGUGAUCCGUCCCACCAUCAGCCUGCCCUUGGUGGCCUGUCCUGGGUACGCCGCUUGUACAUACAGGAGACCUGGGCCAGCCCUGCCUGGCUUCACCACCGGAGGGCCGAGUAGAGGGAGUGCCUGCGGCGUCCCGAGCCAGGCUCUGGGCGACAGCUGAGGCCAGAGCUCACCUUGCCCUUGUCCUGUCGAGACGGCCUGCAGGAGCUUAGGUUUGAAUGGCAUAUGCUGUCCCGGGGAAGGCUGGGGACCUUCCCCUUGGUCCCUUCUGCUCAGCCUCUGGACCCUCCGCCCUGCUGCUCCCAGGGGGAGGCGGAAGGGCCCAGAGCCAGGCUGCUGUGCUCGGGGACAGAGGGAGGGAGCAUCGCCGGGGCCUGUGCGGCCCCCCGGCCUCCUGCUGUCCCUCUGCACCGGGGGUGUGCGGAGACCCUGGGGUGGGAGCCUUGGGAACCUUGACGCUGCCGACCCCGCUCCCCAGUCAGUGGUACUGUCCUUUGCCCUGAGCCCUUGGUGCGUGUCUGUCCUGUCCUGCUGCCGGGUGGAUACAUGGUUUGCCAGCCCUCCCGUGGGUGGGAAGCAGAGGGGGCUUUCCACUGGCCUGGUCUCUGCUGUUCACUUUCCUCUCCAGAAGGAGGCCGCCACCGCCCCCAAGCAGGCGGGCCCUCUGGGUGUCCCAUGUCCUGCAGGGGGGUCCCUGAGGGUCUUCCCAGCCUUUGCACAGAUGUCAGUUCUAGCCCUCGGCAAGUCUUCCUUCCAAGGGCUCUUGCAGCCCACGAAACAGGGCCUGCGGCCACAGCCCGAGGUCAGUGCUCUUGGGGAAGCUCCGCCCCCGAGCUCGCCCUCCGCACCCCGCCUGGCCCUUGACCUCUGGCUGGCUGGCCGGACCCUCUUCUCUCCGCCCGGAUGCCGCCUGAGACCCAGUGACGCUGUCCCCUCCGAGUUCCGUGCCAAAGCUAGGGGUGCAGCGUGGGCUUCGCGGGUCCCCCUUUCCCUUCGGUCAGCUGCACGAGGUCGGGCGUUGCCAAGGGUGGCCCCUGCCGGGGUGGGCGCUGGUGGCCACACUGCACCCUGGGGUUCCUCUGAGGUCAGCCUUGUGAUCUCCAGCCUCAGCUCAACACAGCAGCAUCCUGGCGUGGGGAGGAGAUGGGGAGGGGUCUGAGAGGGCGUGUGCAGGCAGGAGAGACAAGGCAGCCCACAAAGGCUUUUGGGAAAUGAGGGUCACAGGAUUGUAUUUGGGGGGCGGUGGGCAAAGCGGGGGAAGGAGGGAUUUUCCACGGAGAGAGCAGACCCAAAUCCUUGUCAGGGUGCACCCAGCACUUUGCACGUGACCUCGGCGCAGCUGGCCCAGCUGUGAGCCCGGGACGGGAGGGGAGAAGACCAGCCGGCCAGCGCCUUUCGUGUUUACGGUUGUGGGAAAAGCUUUGGUUUUUGUUACUGAUGUUGUUUUAGGGUCUUGUUUCGUUUCGUUUUGGUUUUGGUUUGCCUUGUUUGCUUUUUAAGGGAAAAACAGGUUGGUCGUUAUUUCCUCCAAAACUCCCAUUAUAUAUCUGUGGAUAAUAAGGAAGAGAUUUUAUAAUAGCAAGAAAAUAAUGUAUAUUUGAGGUCAUCAUGAAACAAGGCGUCGUGAUAACGAAGGACACUGAGGAAACCUCAUUUAGAACCCUGGUCCUUGUGACUGUUUUGCUUUGUUGUGUGUUAGGGAGCUUGUCUCGGUUGGGCUAGUUUUUGCACUGCAGGAAGCAGCAGGGGAGGAGGGCCGGGCACAGGCUGGGACGCGGGUGGUUGCAGCAGGAGAUGGGACGCCCUCUGGCGGGGCUUCGGACCUGGGGCCUGAGAUUAGCUGUGAACACUUAGGAGCCCAACGCAUGCGGGUCAGGGAUCUGGGGGUCCCGCAGCUGGUGGGGACCCCAAACAGAACGCAAACUGUACAUUUGCCAAUAGGUUUUUUUCAGACCACGGUUUCUACCACAAAUAAACCUGAGUUCUUUUCUGCA